Penicillium oxalicum is the source of this 2862-nucleotide messenger RNA. Its product is annotated as tethering complex subunit PEP5. The coding region runs from base 1 to 2862 and encodes 953 amino acids. Gene Ontology annotation, molecular function: protein-macromolecule adaptor activity; protein binding. Gene Ontology annotation, cellular component: HOPS complex; endosome. The record is from RefSeq and is a predicted model, not a curated record. Gene Ontology annotation, biological process: vesicle-mediated transport; vacuole organization; intracellular protein transport. NCBI's taxonomy places the organism in Eukaryota, Fungi, Ascomycota, Eurotiomycetes, Eurotiales, Aspergillaceae. The transcript has 9 exons.
AUGGCAUUGACAUCAUGGAAAGCGUUCAACUUUGUCGAUGUGACUCCGGUGAAAUUGCCGGAAGACAGUUCCGCAUUGUUCGGGACUGACUUGGCUAGUCUGUGUACCGGAUCUGCGAACUUGUUUGUCGGUACCGUCGAUGGGUUCGUGCAUAUCGUGUCCUCAUCGUUUCGAAUCCUCCGUUCGUUCAAAGCGCACGAUGCCGGGUCUAUUACGCAUAUGAAGCAGAUUGCCGGAACGUCGCUACUGGUCACAAUAGCGGAGGAUCUCCUAAACGAACCUGUUCUCAAAGUCUGGGCGCUUGAUACGGAAAAGAAAGAUGGAGGACCCAAGUGUUUGUCGACGGUGUCGGUUCAGAAUGCGAGGAGACAAUUUCCGAUAUCUGCGGUUGCAAUCGUCGACGAUCUCUCACAGGUCGCAGUCGGCUUCGCAAACGGAUCGGUGACCAUCAUUCGUGGCGACCUUAUUCACGAUCGCGGCGCACGACAGCGAAUCGUCUUUGAAUCGGAAGAACCCAUCACCGGCCUCGAAACGCAGAUUGGCGCAGUAAGCCUGCUUUAUAUCUCGACUACAAGCCGGAUUUUGACGCUCGUAAUCGCGGGUCGGGGGCAAGGUCAGCCCGCGCGAGUCUUGGAAGAUACUGGUUGCGCAUUGGGUUGCAUGACUCUUGAUCAAGAGACGGGCCAGAUUUUGAUCGCGAGAGAAGAUGCAAUUUACAACUAUGGACCUCGUGGCCGUGGACCGAGCUAUGCGUUUGAGAGCCCUAAGACAUCCAUUAAUGCGUUUCAUGACUAUGUCGCAUUGGUGUGCCCGCCCAAGGCCACUUCUGUGAAAGCCGAUCCACUGCGCCGAUAUGGGGUCACUCCUGCAGAGGAGAUUCUCGGCACUACUACGUUUACCCUUCUCGACACUGAUCUGAAGUUUAUCGCGCACACCGAGUCACUACUUUCGCCCAUGAAGCGCAUUUUCGUAGAAUGGGGGGAUCUUUUUCUACUGACGACGGAGGGCAAGCUUUACCGAUAUCGCGAGAAAAACCUUCAGCAACGACUUGAGAUUCUUUACGAGCGCAAUCUUUACAUUUUGGCCAUCAAUCUUGCCCAGAAGAUUGGGAUUGAUCCUUUGCAACAAAACGCUAUCUAUCGACGAUAUGGGGACUUCUUGUACCAACGGGGUGAUUACGACACGGCCAUGCAGCAGUACCUCCGGGCAAUUGAUAAUACUGAACCCUCACAGGUCAUUCGAAAAUACUUGGACACACAACGAAUUCAUAAUCUAAUUGAGUACCUUGAAGAGCUCCAUGACCAUGGCCGUGCAACCGUCGAUCACACCACACUUCUCUUGAACUGCUACGCGAAGCUCAAAGAUACGACGAAGCUGGACUCGUUCAUCAAAGCUCCUGGUGAGCUCAAGUUUGAUCUCGAGACGGCUAUUGCUAUGUGUCGCCAGGGCGGUUACUUUGAACAAGCGGCCUUCUUGGCCACAAAACAUGGCGAGAACGACAUGGUCGUGGAUAUCUUGAUCGAGGAUUCAAAGAAGUAUGCCGAGGCGGUUGAGUACAUUUGGCGACUGAGCCCGGAGGGAGCCUACCAUAAUCUCAUGAAAUAUGCACGUGUUCUUUUGAAUCAUUGUUCUGCAGAGACCACAGAGCUGUUCAAGGCGUACUACACAGGCCAGUAUCGACCGCGAACCACCGUGGAAGCCCCUCCAGCACCCCAAGCACAGCCCACUAGCACACUCCAAAGCCUGGCUUCUUUGCUUCCGCUUCGUUAUGUGACGGGGCCAUCGAGCUCGCAGGCUGCGGUGGAGACAAGCCCGGCUGAGGAAGAACCAGCACCAAAGCUGCCCCCACGAUAUGAGAUCCCAAAGCCGCGGACGGCGUUCUCAGCAUUUGUAGAUCACCCGCACAAUUUCAUCGAUUUCCUAGAGACUCUUGCGCAGGAGCCGGGACUCUCAAAAGAGGCCCAGGUGGACCUCUUCACGACGUUGUUUGAGAUGUAUCUCGAUGCUGCCAAAUCAACAAAGGACUCGACCCAACGGCAAAAAUGGGAAGACAAGGCGAAAAAGCUGAUCGAAGACAAAGAGACUCCCAUUUCCACCUCAAACGUUCUUCUACUCUCGGAUCUCUCAAGCUUCAAAGAAGGCUCAACGCUUGUCCGUGAACAAGAGGGCUUGCGACUUGACAUUUUCCGCUCAUUCACCUCCGCCAAGGAUACGCAAGGUGCCAUUCAAGCGCUGCACCGAUAUGGGCCCGAUGAACCACAGCUGUACAUCGAUGCCCUGACGUACUUUGCUUCGAGCCCGCAGAUCCUCGAAGAAGCUGGCGACGAGCUGGACAAUGUCUUGCAGCGUAUUCAAGACGAUGGGCUGCUCUCUCCGCUCCAGGUGAUUCAAGCCGUCAGCAACAAUGCGGUGAUUACAAUGCGACGACUGAAGAAGUACCUCGGCGACAAUAUCGCAAGUGAAGACAAGCAAAUCAAAACGAAUCAACGCUUGAUCUCCAGCUACAAGACCGAAACAGCCGCCAAAAAACAAGAACUCGACAACCUGGCUACCCAGCCCGUCGUCUUCCAAUCCCGUCGCUGCCAGUCCUGCGGUGGAACCCUCGAUCUUCCCACGAUCCACUUCCUCUGCCGUCACUCUUUCCACGAGCGCUGCCUCAACCGCGUCGACGAGGACGCCCAGUGUCCCGUCUGUGCACCGACCAACGCCACGCUGCGGGCGAUUCGUCAGCGCCAGAUCGAUUCCGCAGAUCAACAUGACUUGUUCAAGGCGGAGCUGUCAAGGUCGAAAGAUCGAUUUGGUGUUGUGAGUGAGUUCUUUGGGAGAGGGGUGAUGAGAGCGUCGAGUACGAUGGAUGGGUGA